Triplophysa dalaica is the source of this 1847-nucleotide messenger RNA. RefSeq names its product regucalcin-like. Gene Ontology annotation, biological process: L-ascorbic acid biosynthetic process. Gene Ontology annotation, molecular function: calcium ion binding; gluconolactonase activity. The record is from RefSeq and is a predicted model, not a curated record. Lineage: Eukaryota; Metazoa; Chordata; Actinopteri; Cypriniformes; Nemacheilidae. The coding region runs from base 878 to 1123 and encodes 81 amino acids. The transcript has 4 exons.
GUAGAUCAAUGAAAAUAAAACUAAAAAACACAAUACACCAUACACAAACACUUUAUUUGUCAGUGUCUUUAUUCCUUUAACUUCCUCUUUUUGACAAGAUCUCCCGAGCGUUUACAACCUUUAAAAGUCCAUGUCUGGUAUGUGCUCAAAAUGGAAAGAGACAGUUAACCUAAUAUAAAUCUGUUGUGUAACUGUUUGACAAACACACUUCUAGUGCACACUCUUUUUUUUAAGACAUUCCCCCAUCCCUGAGAACACCCCCCAGGAAAGAAUGAAUUCGGCGAGAGUCCCGUCUGGUCGUGAGGAGAGUAUCACUACAGGUGAGGCAUCAGAAAGUUUGUCAGUAUUUUAUGAGAUCCAAGCGCCUGUGAGAAGGGCGUUGUGUGUUUUUACUGUCCCGGAAAAACCUGUAGGCUCUUUGGUGCGAAAAGCAGGCGGUGACGUCAUCUCGGGGGGAAUGCGCUUUGCGGUUGUUCAACGGGUCAUGCACUCCGUUACAGCAGCUGGACAAGGAAAAACCCAACGCUCGCUUCAGUGAUGGAAAGUAGAUAAGCAGGGAGGUACUUUGCAGCCUGUCCGUGUACCAUGGUAAUGGAACUGCCGCCGGCCGUGAUGGAGAGGAAACAGGGGUCUCUGUACACACUUUAUCCUGACCGUUCUUCAUCACUCAGACCAGGUGGACAUCUCCAACACUUUGGACGGGUCACUGGAUCACCGCUUCUUUCACCACAUCCACAGCCAGACUGGAUGUCCGUACUGUAUUUAUUUUUCAGGGUGUGUUUGUGUGUGUGUGUGUGCGCGUGUGUGUGUGCGCCUUAAUUAAGUUGACCUCAGGGUUUUCCUGGGCAGAGCCCGAUGAAGACGUACCAGACGGUAUAUGUAUGGACCCAUAGGGUGUCAGUGGGUCGCCUGCUACCAUGGAGGAAGAGAUUUGCGCAUCGACCCACAAACAGGCACCAGACUGCAGACGGUGAAAGUGGCAGGUGGAAAGGAUCGCGCUGAUCUGUACGUCACCAUCACGCCGUUUAAAGACAUGGAUGGAGAUUCACUGGCCAUACAGCCAUCGGCUGGCUGCCUAUUUAAGGUCACGGGUGUGGGAGUGACGGCCAUUCCAUCGUUCUAGUGUACUGGAUAAAAACCAAGAAGACAGCGAUGAUGCUUGUUGAUCCGUUACCAUUUUUUCUGAUGAAACAGCUGUAGUGACUGGAUCAUUGAGAGAAAAGCCUCACUCCCUUUUGUCCUGGUUUCUAGAUACCAUCAUCAAAAGACCAUAGCAAGCAUGGCUCCAUGGGUCUGGUUUUGGUCUUUUGAACUCUCACAGUAAGUGUGAUGACCAUUUGGUUCCUCUGUAGGAUAUUUAAGACUCCUUAGCUUCAAAGUAUUGGUGAUAAGUCUCUGUCUCAUCUCUUACUUAACAUCUGAGGCUAAGCAGAGAACUUCUCUGACAAAUAGGAACUUUAUUUGAUUUAUUAAACUAUCCUUUUCUGUAAAUGUAUCUAAAUGUCUAGGUUGUGGAUUGGCGCACAUGCCAUUUUAAGUACUCUGUAACUGUUGAAUAUACAAGUUUUGAUUUAGGGUUCAUUUGAUGUAUUCAUACAUUGGAAUGAUUCACAGUUCAAUGCCUUUCAUGUUUCAUAUGUAACUACAACUCUCCGAAUUCCCUAUAUGAUGAGCUAUGUUAUAAAACCAUAGCAUACCUCAUACUAUGUCCAUAACUAAGUUAAGGUAUUAAAUGCAAACUGACCAUUUUGUCAGAGCCGAGCUCUGCGCUUCCGAGCGCGGUUGUGUUUCAUGUAUUUGUUUGUUGUCAUUAUGUUUACCAUGUAGAGUAGAGUUUAAUAAAACCA